Messenger RNA from Chiloscyllium plagiosum (whitespotted bambooshark), 799 nucleotides. Lineage: Eukaryota; Metazoa; Chordata; Chondrichthyes; Orectolobiformes; Hemiscylliidae. The record is from RefSeq and is a predicted model, not a curated record.
CCUCGACCAAUGGGUGGCGCUGUUAUUGAUUUCGGGCCGCCGUGCGAUGGAGGUACUCCAGGGCACUGGUCGUUAUGUCGGGGACGUGAAACGACAGCUGCGGGACGGGUUUGGUCUGUAUAUUUAUCCGAACAGCUUUUAUCAGUAUGAGGGAGAAUGGAAAAAUGGGAAAAAGCAUGGUAUUGGGAAGUUUCUCAUGAAGGAUGGAAGUUACUAUGAAGGAGAGUUUGCGAAUGGAGAAAUAGAAGGGAACGGUAUCCGGUACUGGGCUUCCUCUGGAAAUGAAUAUUGUGGACAGUUCUCACAGGGAGAGCUUCAUGGAUUUGGAGUGAUGAAGUACUUUGAUGGCACUCGGUAUGAAGGAGAGUUUCACUAUGGCGUCCGAACAGGACACGGAGCACUGAUAGAUAAAGAGGGCCAGGUGUACCGAGGCUCCUUUCACAACAAUAAGAAACAAGGAGAAGGAGAAAUGUACUAUAAGUAUGGGAGCCACUAUCAGGGAGAUUGGGUACUGGACCAGCGACAGGGCCAUGGCAUUAUGCAGUACGCUGAUGGUUCUCUUUAUGAGGGACAGUGGAGAAAUGACCUGUUUAAUGGACAAGGCUCCAUGAUUCAUUGUAGUGGAGUCAUUUAUGAUGGAAUAUGGAUCAAUGGCCGUCCCGCCGCUGAAGCCAGUAAGCUGGUGAUCCUUGGUGAAGAAAUACGGGAGGUGGUGGAGGGCUGUCCUUUCUCUGUUGAAGUUCAGCUCCAAAACAACAAAGGCGAGAUAGUGAAAGGUAAGGGUCUUCCAUUAUCAUAA